UGAGUACGUCGGCGCAUGACCGAGCAUCCGUCAGCUAGCCCGGCAGCCAGUGCCAUCACACAGUACCUCCGUCGCUGUCAACGCAGGCACACGCUUCCCAGCCCAAACGAGAUCCCCUCUAACAGACUAACAAGCAAUAAUGACCGACACCACCCCUAAGCCUAAAUCCAGGGCCCGCGAAAAUAAUUGAGCGAAUACACACGGGUUAUGGAUCAAAAUAAUAAUUCCAAAAAUAAAUAUACAGUGUGAUCAUUUUGGGUUUGGGUGGCGGAACAUUAUUUGAUAGUGAUUUGUCAGGUUUGAGUAAAGAAAAAUUUAUAAAAAUGAGACAAGACAGCGAUGAUACCGCCCUCGCAGAACGCGUCCGGGCGUUCAAGAGUGACCCGGAAAAGGUGCGCGAAGCAACAGAAUUUGUUGAUCAACUCAUUCAACAAGCGAAGAAAGAGGCAGAGCUUAAACAAAAAGAGAAAGACAGAAGUAAAUUCGACGCACAAGAUCAAGGCAGUGGUAAGUAAACAAUAUUUUAUUAAUAAACCAUCCAAUACUGACCAGCAAUAAAGUCUAAUCAUAGUGC
Molecule: messenger RNA, 574 nt
Organism: Bombyx mandarina (wild silkworm)
Lineage: Eukaryota; Metazoa; Arthropoda; Insecta; Lepidoptera; Bombycidae
Source: RefSeq, a predicted model, not a curated record